This is a messenger RNA of Nerophis lumbriciformis (worm pipefish), 888 nucleotides long. The record is from RefSeq and is a predicted model, not a curated record. NCBI's taxonomy places the organism in Eukaryota, Metazoa, Chordata, Actinopteri, Syngnathiformes, Syngnathidae.
AUGGCCGCUAUGAAAAUACUAACCAGCGGAGGGCUCUUCCUGGCGUUCUGCGCGUUGGGGCUGCUCGCUAUGGCGAUUUGCACCGACUACUGGUACGAGACGGACGCGAGAAGGCACCGGGAGAGGUGUAAAAACUACGCAAACAAGCGCAACGACCCGGGCUACAUCUACAUCUCCAACCACAACCUCCCCCUCCAGAUGCCUCCUAAGAGGAGAGGAGGCGGCCCGGAGGCUGCUCCACUCAUUAGGGGCAAGCGACACUUUGUGGCCGCAGCCUCCGCGAUGGAGUCCCACUGCAGUCGGCAGUUCAACUCAACGGUGUCCGGCCUUUGGAGGAAAUGUCACCGAGAGGGAUUCGACCUUGAAACCGAGGACCUUAUUUACAAAGGAAUAAUUCAAAGAUGUACUCCUGUAACUUAUCACUAUACUUCAUCCAUUCUUCCACGAAAUUUACCUGUCAACAUCACCAAGACCAUACGACAGGAUGAAUGGCAUGCACUUCAUCUCAGAAGAAUGACGGCUGGUUUUGUUGGUAUGGCAGUCUCCAUAAUUCUUUUUGGAUGGAUAAUUGGAGUGCUGGGAUGCUGCCAACAACAUGACCUCAUGCAAUAUGUAGCUGGGCUCCUCUUUCUCAUGGGAGGAACAUGCUGCAUCAUCUCCUUGUGCACAUGUGUGGCUGGUAUCAACUUUGAGUUAUCCCGCUACCCUCGCAACAUGUAUGGCCUACCUGAAGACAUUAGCCAUGGUUAUGGUUGGUCCAUGUUUUGUGCCUGGGGUGGACUUGGCCUUACUUUGCUGGCUGGGUUCCUCUGUACCUUGGCCCCCUCCCUAAGCACGCCGACCCGCUCGACAACCCACAAGCCGAGGUACGAGAACGGAACCGUGUGA